GGUUUGGCAUUAGUUCGUCUUUGCGGGUAUAUAGGGAGACAUCAGGUUGCGUUGGUGGUAGUUGCAGGGUAUUGCCGAGGGCAGCGGGGCGGGACUUGCAACGGAGAGGACUUUCAUUUUGGUCGCCCAUUAGUGAUCUCGUUAACGGACUGGACUCGUCCGUUAGUGCCUCACUCCACAACCAACCAAUCAAUUCUAUGAAGCAAUCGAUCCAUUAAUCAAUCAGUCGAUCGAUCAAUCUGUCAAUCAAUCAAUCAAUCAACCAAUCAUUCUGUGAACCAGCAAGCCGAAGAGAUGAUGUCCACUUCUUUGUCAGGGCAGCGCGGAAGGGAGCAACCGUCGGGAGCGGUGGCUUUGGACUCGUCGGCCAUUCCCGCCAUGACACUUGGCACGCCCAUCGUCGCCGGCGGUGAAUCUUCGUGCAGCUUGCAAAUAAUGGCUGGUCCAGCGACACGCACUUUGGAUCCGUACGUAGUGGGAUCAUCUGUGCUGGGUGUGAAGUACAAGGAUGGAGUUCUCUUGGCUGCAGACACGCUAGGUUCCUAUGGUUCAACCCUGCGGUUCAAGUCCGUGGAGCGGCUGAGGAAAGUUGGUAAAAAUACAGUGGUUGGUGCUAGCGGCGAGAUCAGUGAUUUCGUAUACAUUAUGUCACUGCUGGAUGAACUUACGACACUUGAUUACUGCUGGGGAGAUGGCAAGGAGCUCAGCCCAAAGGAGGUGCACUCGUAUUUGAAUCGAGUGAUGUACAAUCGCCGAAAUAAGUUUGACCCGUUAUGGAAUGCAGUCAUCGUUGCCGGCGUGCACGGUGGCGAGUCCUAUCUCGGAGUCGUCAAUUUGAUUGGUGUCCAUUAUGAAGAUUCACAUCUCGCAACAGGGUUUGGCAAUCACCUUGCCCGUCCUAUUUUUCGAGCGGAGCACAGAGUGGACAUGACGGAAGAGGAGGCGAUCCGUCUGCUAGAAAAGUCCCUCCGAGUUCUGUACUACCGUGACAAACAAAGCAUCAACAAAUACCAACUGGCAAAGAUCACGGCUGAGGGGACGCAGAUCAGCAAACCUUUUGCACUCACCACCGAGUGGAGCUACACUGCAUUCGAGGAUCCAGCGAAGGUGGCCGUAGGGACCUGGUGAGGAGGAGGAGGAGGAGGAGGAGGAGGAGGAAGUUUCCACACUGCAAUGGUUUAGGGGCUUAUGUUGUAGUAGAUACGAGAAGGGACACAGCAAGUGGAAUCGGUGGAUUAUAAUCGGAAUAGGGAUCAACAGAAAUCUGUCCGGCCGUCAGAUCGCGAUGUGUCCAGCCGUUGGAUCGCGAUCCGUCCAGCCGUCAUUGUCUGCCAUCUUUCCAGCUGCCUGACCUGCAGUUCUUCUCCAGCUGUCUGAUUGGUAUCUGUCUGGCCGUCUGACCGGGAUGGGUCCCGCCGUUCAGUUGCGAUCUGUCCAGCAAUCUUGGACCGCCAUCUGUCCAGCUGUCUGACGGCCGCCAUGACCGCCAGCUGUCCGACCGUCGUCUGUGCAGCUGUGUGACUGUCGUCUGUCCGGCCGUUGUACUGCCGUUUCGUUUUGCAUUUCCUGAUCGCAUUUCUGUCCCUUAGCUCUAAUUUGAUGAUUACAGUGGUUAGAAGGUGACCCCUUUUUUUUCAAAAAAAAAAAGAUGACGGUGUUUUUGUCUUACAGUGGUGCAGUUGCUUCUCUGUACUGGUUUGGCUGCAGUGGAAAUCGGCAGCGGUCUUUCCUGUCAGCUCUCUCUCUCUCUCUCUCAUUUGAUGCUCACGGCUUUCUUCGACUCUGUGUUUGCGUUGCAUGUGUACCGACCCCUGCAAAGGAACUUUGAGUAAUGCCUCUGCUGCUCCUAUGAGCAUCGCAUCGUUCUUCAUUUUACUGUUUUAUUUUUUACACAAUUUUUUUACAGUUAAUAAUUUUGUUUUUCAGUUGAGCAGUCGGAUGCGUUUGGUUUGGCUGUGCAAAAAAGCCAUUGACGCAGUGUGAAGACGGCCCCUUCUGAGAAAGAAGAGAUGGAAGGUGGGAAUAUGAGCACAGCUCUAUCCUGCCGUCUUUCCCCUGGAAUAGAACGUACGAUCAUUAUAGGUUUGCUUGGGGCAAUUUUCAGUCUAGGUACAGUGGGGAUGACCGUACGUUCUAUUCGGGUUAAGACGGUAGUACUGCAUCGCCAAUUCCGCCUGGUCAUUAUCGAUGCGUCUGGACUGAAAGUUGUGCCAAUUUCACAGCUAUAAUGACUGGGCGGUCUAUUCGGGUGAAGACGGGUAGUAGCUCAAAAGUUAUUGUGCGGGGUUCUCUACGUCGCCGUAGAUUUUUGGCAUGUUCAUUUCUUGCUGUUAUUGAGAUCAGGAUAACACAUCCAUCCAUCAGUUUUCUGUGGGUGUGGGUAUAAGCCAGUGCUCUGUGCUAGCGCCUUCCCCCGAAGAGAACGCCUGGACAUUGCAUGUGCAAUUUUUUGGAAAAACUUGUCACAGUGAUCUAGGUGGACUGGAAGUUGGCCGGAACACAGCUAUAAUGACAGCGCAUUCU
Messenger RNA from Chara braunii, 2523 nucleotides. The record is from the annotation of a GenBank genome assembly. NCBI's taxonomy places the organism in Eukaryota, Viridiplantae, Streptophyta, Charophyceae, Charales, Characeae.